This is a messenger RNA of Spea bombifrons (plains spadefoot toad), 4064 nucleotides long. RefSeq names its product protocadherin-11 X-linked-like. The transcript is spliced from 5 exons. NCBI's taxonomy places the organism in Eukaryota, Metazoa, Chordata, Amphibia, Anura, Pelobatidae. Bases 417 to 3515 code for a protein of 1032 amino acids. Gene Ontology annotation, biological process: homophilic cell-cell adhesion. Gene Ontology annotation, molecular function: calcium ion binding. The record is from RefSeq and is a predicted model, not a curated record. Gene Ontology annotation, cellular component: plasma membrane.
CCUUCUUUGCUAAAGGAUAGCUCUAUGUUCUGCCAUCAGAAGGCUGGCAUCCUCAACUUGUCAGUAGACUUUUGAGGUUGGAGGCAGGCAAGCACCUGCUUUACUUUCUGGAUUUGCAUCACUGACAAUUUAGCCUCCUAACCUGGACAAUUAAGAGAGAGACUCAUCCUGAAGUUUGGAUACUGGUUGCAGUUCAAGGGCUGGGGGGGAUCAAGCUUGAUUUUUGUGCUGCUCUGGACUUGUAUGGAAUGAAGAAAGAGAUAUUGGAUCAGGGGUUAGCUUUGAAUGCUCCAGCCUCCAACCAUUGGGGCUCACAUCCUUACUCUAGAUGAUGCUGAGGAGCUGCUUGCCAGUUCCAUCAAAUUGUUACUGGAAUUAAAGGUAUACAAGUACGAAGACCAUUAACCAAUCUGGAGAUGGACUUGCUGUGUGCAACAUACCUUCUGGUAGUUUUUAUAACCUGUAUAGUAUAUGAAUCUGCUGGCCAAGAAAAGAACUAUAUAAUACGAGAAGAAAGGCCAGAAAAUGUACUUAUUGGGAACUUGUUGAAGGACCUCAACCUUACCUUGGACCCUGAUAUCGCUCUUUCAACCCCUCUCCAGUUUAAGUUGGUAUAUAAGACCGGAGAUGUUCCACUGGUGCGAGUGGAAGAGAAUACAGGCGAGAUCUUUACUACUUCGAAUCGGAUAGAUCGAGAAAAACUUUGUUCUGGUAUAUUUACUGAACACAAGUGCUUCUACGAAGUAGAGGUGGCAGUGCUACCAGAUGAAGUCUUCAGGCUGGUUAAGAUCCGCUUCUUAAUAGAGGAUAUUAAUGACAAUUCUCCACUUUUCCCAUCAACGGUGAUCAACAUCUCCAUUCCAGAAAACACGGCUGUCAACUCUCGAUACUCGGUUCCAUCCGCCAUCGAUCCAGAUGUGGGUAUGAAUGGCAUUCAGCACUACGAACUCCUGAAGGGUCAAAAUGUUUUUGGACUCGAUGUAAUUGAAACACCAGAAGGUGACAAAUGGCCCCAGCUUAUUGUCCAGCAGAGUCUGGACAGAGAACAGAAAGACACAUAUGUAAUGAAGAUUAAGGUGGAGGAUGGCGGAGAUCCUCCGAGGUCCAGUACCGCCAUUUUACAAGUAACCGUUACUGAUGUUAAUGACAAUCGCCCUGUGUUUAAGGAAAAGGACAUUGAGGUUAAUAUCCCAGAAGAUGCCGCAGUUGGGACUUCGGUGGUUCAGCUUCACGCUACAGACGCUGACCUGGGCUCAAAUGCGAAAAUUCACUUUUACUUUGGCAAUCAGAUCUCCAACCUUGCCAAGCGACACUUUGCUAUAGAUAACAAUACUGGAUUAAUUACAGUCAAGGAGCCCUUGGACAGAGAAGAGUCUCACUACCAUAAACUUACUGUAUUGGCAAGUGAUGGCAGUUCAACCCCCUCCAGAGCCACCGUUACAAUAAAUAUUACGGAUAUUAAUGAUAACGUUCCGUCCAUUGACACCAGGUACAUAAUAAAUCCGGUGAAUGGCACUGUGCUACUAUCUGAGAAAGCGCCACUUAAUACAAAAAUAGCCCUAAUAACGGUAACUGACAAGGACGCCGAUCUAAAUGGGAAAGUGACAUGCUUUACGGAUCAUGAUGUUCCUUUCAGGUUAAAGCCAGUGUUUGACAAUCAGUUCCUGUUGGAGACGGCAGCGCCUCUUGAUUUUGAGGCUACAAGAGAAUAUGCCAUUAAAAUUGUUGCUUCGGACUCUGGAAAGCCACCUUUAAAUCAAUCGGCAAUGCUUCUUAUUAAAAUAAAAGAUGAGAAUGACAAUGCACCUGUUUUCACUCUGCCGGUAAUUGGCCUGUCGUUUAUCGAAAACAACCCGCCAGGAACGGAAUUAACCAAAAUCAGUGCCACCGAUGCGGACAGCGGUCGGAAUGCGGAACUUAGUUAUAUUCUUGGCCCCAAUGCUCCGACAAUAUUCAACUUGGAUAGGAGGACGGGGAUUCUCACUGCGGUGAGGAAGCUGGACAGGGAAAAACAAGACAGAUACUCAUUUACAGUGAUUGCAAAGGAUAACGGAAGUCCUUCCUUACAGGCCAACACCACUGUUACCUUAUCAGUUCUUGACCAAAAUGACAACAGCCCAUCAUUUACUCACAACGAGUACAACUUUUAUGUCCCAGAGAACUUACCCAUGUACGGCACAGUGGGCCUUAUUACAGUAACCGACGCGGAUUCAGGGGAGAACGCCAUAGUCACUCUUUCACUCGUCAAUGCAAAGGAUAAUUUCAUAAUCGAUCCUAUUACUGGUGUCAUCAGACCAAACAUAACAUUCGAUAGAGAGCAACAAGGUUCAUACACUUUUCAGGUCAAGGCUGUUGACAAAGGCAACCCACAAAAGUCCUCAACCGUGAAGGUCACGAUAUUUGUUGAAGACGUCAACGAUAACAAGCCAAUGUUUGUCAUCCCUUCAAACAAUUAUUCGUUUGAAUUAGUGCCAACCUCAACCAAUCCAGGAUCUGUUGUUACCAGAGUCUUUGCUGUUGAUAAUGAUACAGGCAUAAAUGCGGACCUUCGUUAUAGCAUUAUAGGAGGGAAUUCAAGAGGUUUGUUUGCUAUAGAUGAGAAGACUGGGAAUAUCAGCUUGAAAGAAAAGAUCAUUGUUGGAGAUCAUGGUUUACAUAGACUUGUGAUAAAAGUAAACGAUUCUGGGAAACCUGAGCCAUUCCACACACUAGCUCUGGUGCAUUUAUUUGUAAAUGAAACAAUAACCAAUGGAUCUUAUAUUCAAGAACUUGUGCGAAGGAAUAUGGAGACACCGGUCGGGCAGAACAUUGGAGAUGGUGAGAUAACCCCACAAACGAAUGAUUAUGUCAAAAUCAUUAUUGCUAUAAUUGCUGGUACGAUGACCGUGAUCCUCGUCAUUUUUGUUACUGCUUUGGUACGUUGCCGUCAAACACCACGACAUAAAGUCGUUCAGAAAAGCAAACAGAGCGGGGAAUGGGUUUCUCCAAACCAAGAAAAUCGACAGAUCAAGAAAAAGAAGAAAAAGAAGAAGCGUUCUCCCAAAAACCUUCUCCUAAACUUUGUUACAAUCGAAGAAUCCAAAACCGAGGAUCCAGCCCAUGAGCAUAUCAAUGGCACCUUGGACAUUCCCGUGGAGUUAGAAGAACAGACGAUGGGAAAAUACAACUGGGCGACCACACCAACUACCUUCAAACCAGACAGCCCCGAUCUGGCCAAGCACUAUAAGUCUGCUUCUCCGCAACCUACAUUCCAGAUAAAGCCUGAGACACCAGUUCCUCCUAAGAAGCAUCACGUGAUUCAAGAGCUUCCCCUCGACAAUACCUUUGUAGUGGGCUGUGACUCUUUGUCUAAGUGUUCCUCCAGUAGCUCGGAUCCGUAUAGCGUCUCUGAAUGCAGUUGCCAAGGAGGCUUCAAGGCACCUGGCCCCAUCCAUACAAGACAGCCCCUCCGUUUUCACUGGAUUCUUGAUAAUGCAGCAUCAGUAAAUGUUGGGCAGCCUACGGCAGUGUCCUGAUCACUGUUUGCUGUCUUGCUCUGAGAACGUCACCGUCAUCUGAGGUCUUGUACUGAGGUCGUUUGAGUUCACAAUCUGAUGUUAAGCCACCAAACAUGGAAAUAUGGAAACAGCACGAGAAACCCCUUUUCUCCUGACUCUGAUUGACGAAGACUUUUAUCAUCCGAUCUCCAGAUGGGUUUGGAAGUAAAGAUGAACCAAUGCGUCAACCCUACUGAAAGGUAUCCAGGGCAAGGCUAUAUAUAUAUUUUUUUUUCUUCUUCCCUUCUCAAGGACAACAGACUUUGUGUUAUGCCGUAGACAUGGACACCAACAUAGAAACGUGAAAUACGAACAUUUAUUUGCCAUCGCUUGAUUUGAAGGACGGUGUUGGAUAAAAUAGUGAUUUGCUUUCAAAUAUUGCUUGUAAAAAAAAAAAAUGUCUUACUGCGUCAUGGCUAUUGCAUUUUUUUUUUAUUUAUUUGUAUGUAUGUAAUAUCUGGCUAUUAUCAAGGAAUAUUAAUUUAGGGAGCAAUAAAACAUAUGCAUAUAUGUUAACAAAAAAAAGAA